GCGAAGGACGCAGGUGAGAUGAAAAUGAGGAUUCUUUCCACCCUCAUUCUGGGCGUUUUACUACCCCUAGCGGCGCGCGCCGACCAAUCACAGCUCGAGCUGUCCGAGGGCCAGCCAAUCAGCGAGCAGCUGUUCGGCGAGGGAAAGAGGCAGAUAGAGACGCCGGAGGUGGUUCUGCAGUUGAAAUAUGACCGGGGGGAACUGAAUAGGAUAUAUUUGGCGCAGUUUCGCAAGAACAAAGAACGCUGGGCGCCGUCAGUGCCUGCCACAGACAAUCUGUGUUCGGACCUGUGUCACUCAGGACUGGGCGGUCUUCCCUGCGGCGAAACAUGCGCAGACAUGAUCCCAGUGGGCCUCAAGUCCCACCUGAUGGAAGAGCCACACGAAAACGUAAACAUAACAGACGCAGAAUACGGGGAGCCUCGUGUCGGUGUGUGUCCGACACUGAGCCAAUACGGACUGGGUCAGCCGCUGUGCGCGUGCAGUAGUGGGGAGCUGCCGGUAGCUUGGGACGUCGUCUGUGCUGCUUUCUGCUCCGACAAAUAUGAGCUGAGAGGUUGUCCAGCCUGCCCCACCGACCUGACGACUGCUACUGCCGCGGCGGGCCGUUCCGUGGCGACCGCCCUCGUGCUGUCCACCGCCGAGGGCUGGACGGCGUGGUGCAACGCUCAGUGCCGGCAGGGCCACGGCGGGGCCGCCUGCAACUGCGACCGAGCACCCUUCCAGUAACCAACAACUAGCCUAUAACUGUA
Cydia fagiglandana is the source of this 752-nucleotide messenger RNA. RefSeq lists its product as uncharacterized. The record is from RefSeq and is a predicted model, not a curated record. Bases 19 to 729 code for a protein of 236 amino acids. The transcript has 5 exons. Lineage: Eukaryota; Metazoa; Arthropoda; Insecta; Lepidoptera; Tortricidae.